Guillardia theta CCMP2712 is the source of this 1284-nucleotide messenger RNA. RefSeq lists its product as hypothetical. The transcript is spliced from 2 exons. The coding region runs from base 69 to 1001 and encodes 310 amino acids. NCBI's taxonomy places the organism in Eukaryota, Cryptophyceae, Pyrenomonadales, Geminigeraceae. The record is from RefSeq and is a predicted model, not a curated record.
CAGAAAUUCCAGACUUUAUUGAUCGCGCACACAAGGAGUCGAGCUUACAUGCAGAAAUAAGAGAGAAUAUGACCAAAUUCAAGGAGAUCUGCGCAGCACAAGACCAAGAGAUAUUCCUGAAAAAAUGCGAAGAACGAAGAAGACGCUUGGGCACGAUAGGGAGUAAAGAGUCUCAAAAUGCAAUGGGCAAGAAAUCAGACUUUAAGCCCAAAGCCCCAAUGCUGAGUCAACUGCCAGAGAAGUGCCACCCAAACACAAUCGAACUUACGUCAUGGAGAGAUCUCCAGCCAGCGCUGCAACAGCCGGAGACAGCAUAUCUUCAAGAACUGAACCCGUUAAUCGAGACAUUCCUCCAGAGCAACUCCAAAGAAUCAAGCAAAACCUUUUGGAAUGCAAGACAUCAAACCAUGCUGCACGUCGAGGUUCUCGGGGCGAGGAACCUGGCAACACUGACACAAAAGCUGUUCAUAACUCUGGCGCCUGCACACGCAAUCGUACCCAUCAUCCGAGGACUGAUCACACAGCCAGGAGGGUGGCGCCUGGAAGGAUACAAAAACAUCGAGCAAUUCCUCCCCAUGAGAUUGGCAAGAGAUCUAGAAGAUGAAACCCACACGGCAACCUUCUUUGCAGUCAACGGAUGUACCAUGAACGGAACCUGUGCAAGAGCUGAAUGUCAAACAAAAGGACGACUGAUUCCGUUAUAUGACAAAAGCCAGAAAAACGAAGAAGCAUCAAUCCUCUUCUUCUGCAAAAGCUGUCAAUCACUGACUUCCGUCAAACCACCGGACUUCGAACCCCCAGAGCAAAUCAAUCAACACCCGACCAGGGAUGUAGAACGAUCAGGCAGGGUCAUCGUCUACUCAACAUCAUCGAGGAGGCUCAGAGUAAUCAACACGACCUCAUCCUGCUGUACCUCGACUUUGCAAACUUCUUUAACAAUGUGGCAGUCGAAUCCAUUGCAAAAAUCAUGGAAGUAUAUGGCUUUCACCAGUGUGAUGUAGACGUCGCAAUCAGUUGUAGCCAAGGGAUAGCGCUGCAAAUUCAGACAGAGAGGUUCGAAACAGCAGCCAUCCCACUUCUCAGAGGAUUACCCCAAGGCAGCCCCGCAAGUCCGCCAAAAACAAAUCUUCUGCUCAGCAUCUUGUCAAAACAGCUCGAUCAACAACAAGACGAGAUUGCAACUCAACACCCUAAUAAUCUGUCAUUUGCAGACGACCUUGUCCUGAUAGCACAUUCAGUGAGAGAGAUGAAAACGCUUGUCCAAGUGGUAGAGCGAUUCUGUCG